Messenger RNA from Cutaneotrichosporon cavernicola, 546 nucleotides. RefSeq lists its product as uncharacterized. Gene Ontology annotation, cellular component: mitochondrial inner membrane peptidase complex; membrane. Bases 1 to 546 code for a protein of 181 amino acids. NCBI's taxonomy places the organism in Eukaryota, Fungi, Basidiomycota, Tremellomycetes, Trichosporonales, Trichosporonaceae. The transcript is spliced from 5 exons. Gene Ontology annotation, molecular function: serine-type endopeptidase activity. The record is from RefSeq and is a predicted model, not a curated record.
AUGUCGCGUUUCUUUCGAAACCCAGGUGUGCAAUGGACCGUUGGUGUCCUCACCUGGAUACCCGUCGGCGUCUUCGUUGUGCGCCACGUCGUGGGCCUGACCAAGGUCACUGGUGCGAGCAUGCAGCCCGUGUUCAAUCCUGAUCUGCACAAGCAUCCGCUGAAGAAGGACGUGCUGCUCCUCGACCGCUUGAGUAUACGUCUGGGACAGCUGCGGCGGGGGGAUAUAGUGACGCUGUGGUCCCCCCAGAACCCCGAGAAGCUCAUGGUCAAGCGCGUGGUAGCGCUUGAAGGGGAUAGAGUGUACCCCCUUCCUCCUUCACCACCGCGGCCUGUCGUUAUCCCUGCUGGCCACUGCUGGGUCGAAGGUGACUCGACGUACCGCACAAUCGACUCGAACACGUACGGGCCGGUCCCCCUUGGGUUGCUGGACGGACGCGUCGUCUCCGUCGUUCUCCCCUUCGACCGGUUUGGUAUGGUCCCAAACGGCGUGGGCAAGAGCGCGGGACGGGUACUGCGACCGGGCGAGGAGUACAGGAUAUCCUAG